AUUUGUUCAUACUCUAGCAUUAAUUGCUAAAUUAGUUUGUAUUUAGUUAACUUAGGUAGUUGUAGUUAGCGGAAGCAACGCUGGCAACCUGCUGAUGCAAACUAUUAGCAUGUAUGCUACCAAACCCGUUCCAGGGAGCGUUUCACAAAGUGAAAGCGUUUUGUAACUUUGCUCCUACUGGCAUUAAAGCAUCAUGGACUGGAAUCCCUCAGUUGCACAAGUCGGUCUGUUGGUCACCAGCUCAGCCCUGACCGGCAUCUUCUACACGGUGUACAGAAGUCGAGCAGCAACAGUGACCAGAUUGAAGGAAGCCAAGAAAGUUCCCAUUGACCAGGAUUUAAAAACCAUCUUGUCUGAAACACCUGGAAGAUGUUUCCCUUAUGCCGUUGUGGAGGGUGUUGUGAAGUCCGUGAAGGAAACUCUUAACAGCCAAUUUCUUGACAAUUGCAAAGGUGUCAUUGAGAGACUGACUUUGAAGGAGGAAAAAAUGGUGUGGAACCGCACCACUCACCUUUGGAACAACACUGAGAAAGUCAUCCACCAGCGCACCAAUACAGUGCCGUUUGCACUCAGCCCUCACGAUGACGACAUCACUGCCACAGUACUCAUCAUGCGACCGCUUGAAGCCACAGAGUUGAACCUGGAGACCACAUAUGAGAACUUUCACCCUGCGGUACAGUCCCUGUCCAGCGCUAUCGGCAACUUCAUAAGUGGUGAGCGACCUAAAGGCAUUCAUGAAAUGGAGGAGAUGUUGCGUGUAGGCGACAGCGUCACAGGCGUAGGCGAGUUGGUGCUGGAUAACAACAUCAUUAAGCUUCAGCCUCCCAAGCAAGGCUUCUCCUACUUCCUCACACGCCUGGACUAUGAUACCCUCCUGAGGAAGCAGGAGAGAGACGUCAGACUGUGGAGGAUUCUGACUGUGGUCUUUGGGAUUGCUGCCUGUUCCGCCUUCUUCUACAUCCUGUGGAAGCAGUAUGCACACCACAGACAGAGAAGGCGCGUGAGGCGCAUGCUUGAAGAGUUCCAGGAGCAAGAGAAGAAACACAUGGAAGACCAGAAUUCGGAGGAAAGCAGUGUGCAGGCCAGUAGGUGCACAGUGUGCCUUUGCCAGAAGCGCUCAUGUGUCUUUCUAGAGUGUGGUCACGUGUGCACAUGCACGCGGUGCUAUGAAGCUCUGCCAGAGCCAAAGAAAUGUCCCAUCUGCAGGGCAACUAUAGCCAGGAUGGUGCUCAUCUACAACAUCUAAAUGAUAAACACAGGCACAUUUGCGUCGCACUGAUCUUAACACUUAGGAUGACAGGGAUAGACAUAUUAAGGAUAGCAAUUUGACAAAAUUUCUUCUGGCUAAAUAUGGGAAUCUGGCUCAUCUAUACAUAGCUAAUGUGUUCUUCAGACUGUAAACUAGUUCAGACACAACAGUGCCUCUGCUAGUUGCAGUCAAGUGCACCCGGUUUUGCCUCAUUUCUGUUAGAUACGGUUACUGUCAUUAUGGUGGAACGGUGUUUCAUAAAUGAAUCCCAUCAAUUCCAUAAAAUUAUAAUAUUACUAUGACAAACUUUGCAUAUCUUAGCCAAUCAGAAUGGUGGACUCUAACACCCCCUCACUGGACAAAGCCAAAACAAUGCAAACAUUGUGUAUAUUGUCUUUUCUGUUCAUAACCAUGUUUCAAAUAAAGACAUUUAGAUCUUU
Messenger RNA from Doryrhamphus excisus (bluestripe pipefish), 1689 nucleotides. It is a transcript of the gene mul1, whose product is annotated as mitochondrial E3 ubiquitin protein ligase 1. The record is from RefSeq and is a predicted model, not a curated record. NCBI's taxonomy places the organism in Eukaryota, Metazoa, Chordata, Actinopteri, Syngnathiformes, Syngnathidae. Gene Ontology annotation, cellular component: mitochondrion. Gene Ontology annotation, biological process: organelle organization; protein ubiquitination. Gene Ontology annotation, molecular function: ubiquitin-protein transferase activity.